Messenger RNA from Rangifer tarandus platyrhynchus (Svalbard reindeer), 1065 nucleotides. The record is from the annotation of a GenBank genome assembly. NCBI's taxonomy places the organism in Eukaryota, Metazoa, Chordata, Mammalia, Artiodactyla, Cervidae.
AUGGAAGAAAGAACAGUAACUAUAGAAAUCCCUGAAGUUCUGAAGAAGAAGCUUGAGGAUGAUUGUUACUGUAUCAACAGGAGGAAACGUUUAGUCAAAGUUCCAUGUGAGACCAACAUCAUAACUAUUUUGGAAUUGUACGUGAAGCACUUUGCUAACAAUGCAGCCUUUUCAGCCAAUGAGAGGCCUCAUUACCAUCAUGCUAUGCCACACGCCAACAUGAAUGUGUAUGAUAUCCCAUUAGAAAAGAACGUUGACCUUUGUAAGGAGAUGGUGGAUGGAUUAAGACUAACCUUUGAUUACACUCUCCCACUGGUUUUGCUCUAUCCAUAUGAACAAGUUCAGUAUAAAAAGGUGACUUCGUCCAAAUUUUUUCUUCCGAUUACGGAAAGUCCCACAAACACUAACAGGAACCAGGAGGAGCUCUCUCCAAGCCCACCUUUAUUGAAUCCAUCCACACCACAGUCCACAGAGAGUCAGCCAACCUCAGAUGAACCAACCACCCCCAAAAGGCCCAAAGCCGAGCCGGAAGCCUUACAGUCUCUGAGGCGGUCCACGCGCCGUUCUGCCAAUUGCGACAGGCUGUCCGAGAGCAGCGCCUCGCCUCAGCCCCAGCGCCGGCAGCAGGACAUGUCCGCCAGCAUGCCCAAGCUGUUCUUGGACCUAGAAAAGAAGACAUCUGUUCAUAGCAGAUCAUCCUCACCUGUUCCUCUGACCCCUAGCAAGGAAGGGAGUGCGGUGUUUGCUGGAUUCGAAGGCAGAAGAACCAAAGAAAUAAAUGAGGUCCUCUCCUGGAAACUUGUACCGGGGAGUUAUCCUCCAGGUGACCAACCUCCUCCACCCUCUUACAUUUAUGGGGCGCAACAUUUGCUGCGUUUGUUUGUGAAACUUCCUGAAAUCCUUGGAAAGAUGUCCUUUUCUGAGAAGAACCUGAAGGCUUUACUGAAGCACUUUGAUCUCUUUCUGAGGUUUUUAGCCGAGUACCAUGAUGACUUCUUCCCAGAGUAUGCCUAUGUUGCUGCCUGUGAAGUGCAGAACAGCAGGAAGAACCCCAGGGCGAUUUGA